AUGGUGGCCACCACUGUGGAAACUAUUCAUCAAUCUCAGGAUGGAACAUGUUGGUCUCAAGCGACCCGUGCACAUUCCAAUGGAAAUACUACAUACCUGGAAGAUAAGGUUCUGACUGCACCUCUGGAUUAUUUGCGAGAGUCACCAGGGAAAGAUAUCCGUGGCGGCUUAACGAAUGCAUUUAACCAGUUCCUUUGUGUCCCAGAGGAAAAGGUUUCCAUAAAACGUCAUCCAAGCUUUGCCACAAUGUGUCUGACAAGUUUCAGCAUUGAUGAUAUCCAAGACUCGUCCAAACUACGGCGGGGCGUCCCCGUUGCUCAUAGCAUCUUUGGCAUUGCGCAGACUAUAAACUCUGCCAACCUCGCUUACUUCAUGGCCCAAAAAGAGCUGGACCAGCUCACGAACCCUCGUGCAUAUGCCAUUUUCACCGAGGAGCUAGUCAACCUACACCGCGGCCAGGGCAUGGAGCUUCAUUGGAGAGACUCGCUCCACUGCCCAACCGAGGAUGAGUACAUGCGCAUGAUUCAAAAUAAAACCGGGGGCCUAUUUCGCCUAGCGAUCCGGUUGAUGCAGGGCGAAAGCUCCAGCAAACGUGAUUAUCUGCCGCUGGUUGAGACUCUCGGAACCCUGUUUCAGAUUCGGGACGACUAUCAAAACUUGCAAAGUGACGUCUAUUCAAAAAAUAAGGGUUACUGCGAAGACAUAUCCGAAGGCAAAUUCUCAUAUCCCAUCAUUCAUAGUAUUCGAUCGCGCCCAGGGGAUCUUCGACUGCUCAAUAUUUUAAAGCAGCGCAGCGAAGAUCCCAUGGUGAAGCAGUACGCGGUUGAAUACAUAGAGUCUACAGGAAGUUUUACCUACUCUCGACAAAAGAUUGAGUCUUUGCUUCAGCAGGCCAAGGCACAAUUGACAGAUCUUGAAGAUGGUACUAACCGUGGAGAGAAGAUGCGAGCAAUCCUGAAGAUGUUGGAGUUGAAGUAA
Molecule: messenger RNA, 978 nt
Organism: Metarhizium acridum CQMa 102
Lineage: Eukaryota; Fungi; Ascomycota; Sordariomycetes; Hypocreales; Clavicipitaceae
Biological process (GO): isoprenoid biosynthetic process
Molecular function (GO): prenyltransferase activity
Source: RefSeq, a predicted model, not a curated record